AUGGGAGUGAAACGGUCCUUCGAGACCUUAAUCGAAGACUGUCGUGAAGACGCUCGACUCCGGGUAGCCCAGACCAAUGUUGUAUCCCGCCAUUUGAGGCGCAUCUUCACAGCAACAAAGGCCUUCAAGCACUCAGUGUUGGCAGAUCAUGAUUUGGAGACACUGGGGAUCAAGUUGUUUGAACUCGACCUUCAAGGAGCAUGUUCAGAUGUCCAACAGUCAUUUUACCACCCACUACCGAAAGCAGAAUUACCGGAGAUUAACUGGGACAAUGUGCACUUUUCAAAAUGGCAUGAAGGACGCGCCGAAGAGUCACUCCGGGUUUGUUUGACCCUACAAAGUGUUUCCGGCAGAGUCUUUGCUGCAUGGUUUCGUGAUCGCAAGCCCCAACCCUGGGUCCAUCGGCAAUGCUACCGCGCAAAUCCCCGAAUUGCUAGUGGCGAGCAUACGCCAGAUGUACCGUAUUCAUGGCAGACUAUUGGGGAAAUGGAAGCAGAUUCGUUGGAUAUCCCCCAUUGCAUUUUCCAGAUGUACAACUACGCUGAUCCCGAAGAACCCCUUCGCCGGAGUGAAGUCCUGCCCAUUGUCGGUUUCAUGCGAUGGCGGCUGAAUCGAUUCAAUUAUAUUAACCAUCGCACAUUCCCGGUCCUGGUCGUUUCCAUCUUCCGCUCUCAAGCUCGAAUUUUGCAAGCGUAUCACGACGGAGAAUACCUUCGCAUCUCGAAAAGCAAGUUUAUUGAUUUCACCGAGAAUUGUCGCGAGAAUUAUGAACUGUUUGUGCGGUGGAUCUACAGCAUUCCCUGCGGGGACACUCAAGCCCCUCUGGCAAUCAAGGGCGAGGAGUUGUCCCAGCGGAGCUACGAGCAGAUCGAGAAGGGAUUUCGUCAUCUUGCACGACAGGCAGAGGCCUACCAUAAACGCAAGAAGAUGGAGGAAUAG
Aspergillus tubingensis is the source of this 939-nucleotide messenger RNA. RefSeq names its product CoA-transferase III family protein. NCBI's taxonomy places the organism in Eukaryota, Fungi, Ascomycota, Eurotiomycetes, Eurotiales, Aspergillaceae. The coding region runs from base 1 to 939 and encodes 312 amino acids. The record is from RefSeq and is a predicted model, not a curated record. The transcript is spliced from 3 exons.